Chara braunii is the source of this 1835-nucleotide messenger RNA. Lineage: Eukaryota; Viridiplantae; Streptophyta; Charophyceae; Charales; Characeae. The record is from the annotation of a GenBank genome assembly.
GUGACACGUGGACAACCUCUCGGUGACCACAUAGCCACUCCAGUCUGUUCAGCAGGUCACGACGACCACAGACCGAAGGCGGCAGGGAUGGAGCGAAGGAUGAUGCGAGCUGUCUGUCCGAUCUCAGAGACGGCCCGCCUGCUGCUGACUCUUGUCCUGCUGGUGAUCCUGCAGCUGGCCGGGCAGGGAUCUGCCGUUAGUCCACCACCGGGCUCGGUGACGAUUGACAGCCUCACCUUCGGCGGCAGCGGGUGUCCUUAUGACGGUGUCGACUACGUUCUCUCCGAGGACCUAAAGGCGAUGACGAUGAAGUUCACCAAGUUCAUUGCUACGACGCACAAGAGCGCGGCGCACCGGACGAGGAGGUGCCAAAUCUCCGUAAAUCUCAGUUACCCUGAAGGCUUCGCUGUAGGGUUGGGGUCGGUCACUUUCAGCGGGUACGCAAAGCUCGAUCGAGGCGUGUCUGGGUCGAUUAAGGCGUUUUACUAUUUCUCGGGGCAGGCAGGGACGGCUCGCAUCACUCGCAAGAUCCAGGGACCCUUGGACGACAACCUUGAAUACAGGGACGGAUUCGGUUCGGCACUUUACAGCACGUGUGGCAGCAACAAACAGACCCUGUCGGUGGGCUUGGAAGUCACGGUGAAACCAGGCAAGAAGCCCAAGGGAGCGGGGGGGAUCAUUCGAGUGGAGGCCCUGCUCAACGCGUGGGAUCUCGUCUGGGAGCAAUGCUAAGAAGGCGAAGAGAAAGUACGUCGAUCACUUUGGCCGCACGGGACCGGAAACAUAGCUCGCAUGCAUUCCUUAUCAGGGUGCGUUGUGUUCGGGGGGGGGAAGACGGUAGCAACGUAAGCGCGUGAGAGAGGGGUUCAGCACAGAAGGGGAGGUCGAGAGUCUGUCUGCUGAAUGUAACAUAGAGCAUAGAGCAGCAAUGCCAUGAUUUUAUUUCUUAUAAUUUCUGUAGUUAGAAAUGGGGAGGGAUUGUGUUCGCGUUCGUGAUGUGUACGGACUCCGGAGGUCGUCACAGAGUACACACGGAAUUUGUUUGGGGAGUCGGACACGCUACAGCCUACCGGUAGCUUCAGUUCUGCUGACGUGGACCUCUACUAGAACGCUGACGGUGAUAGCGGAGACUCUGUGGUGAGUCUGGAGACCCCAUUUGCUCUUGUGUUUGGUGUCUAUGUAUUAAUAUUAUGUAAUAUAACACGUUGGCAGGGACUGUGUUCGGGUUCGUGAUGUGUACUGAGGUUGUCACAGAGUAUAUAACGGGAAUUUGUUUCAGGAGUCGGACGUGCUAGCGGUAGCUUGAUAGUGGAAAUUCUGUCAUAAUUCUGGCGAUCCCAUUCCUUUCUGUAUGUGUAUAUAUGUGUAUAUAUGUGUGUAUAUAUGUAUGUGUGUGUGUGUGUGUGUGUGUGUGUGUGUGUGUGUGUGUGCGUGUGUGUGCGUGUGUGUGUGUGUUGGGUGGAAGGGCGGGGGCGCAGCUUCUCGACCUAGUGGUCGACGUUGUGUAUGUGUGUUCUCGACCUGGUGGUCGACGUUGGGAAUCAUGCGCUUGUGUUUGUCACCGAUGAACUCAGCUGAAGUAAUCGUUGAGGACUAAGAGGAGGAAGUAAUCUGCCGCAGUGUGCGUGCUUGUGUUUUUGUCACGUAUGCACUCUCAGCGGAAUAGCCGUAGAGGAGGAGGUAAUCUCUGCGUUGUGCGUCUGGGUCCCAUGGCAUUGUGAGGGACCAUGUAUGAGUGAGCUCGACUGCAGAUCGGCAGACUCAGUGUGAAAGCGUCUUUUUGAAUCUGGAUGCGCUGUGUUUUUUUAGUUACGACAUCAAUUUUGUUAAAGUCG